This is a messenger RNA of Symbiodinium sp. CCMP2456, 3171 nucleotides long. The record is from the annotation of a GenBank genome assembly. Lineage: Eukaryota; Dinophyceae; Suessiales; Symbiodiniaceae.
AUGAAGCGCUGCUUUGCUAAUCCUUCUCGCAUGCGGCUGCUUUGCAGCAAGAAGGCCGCUCGAGAAGGGGGCGAAUGUCUCGCGGUCUCGGUGGAGAUCGCGCCUGCGGGUCCCGUCGUCGAGGUACAGGAGACAAGCAUGGCAGAAGGAUGGACAGGUUGCCGCUUCUCACCUUCUGCCCUAUGGUUGGCGCUCAAAGUGGCCGAGCCGCGCAGCCUCGCCGAGUGCUCGUCUGCACGGGCGGGGUCCCCGAAGGCUAUCGAGUUCGGAUGUGGUGUUGGCCUCUCAGGGCUGGCAGCACACGCCCUUGGAUAUGACACAACACUCACCGAUUGUCUACCGGGUCAUCUCAAGAACUUGGCAGCACACGCCGCUAAGUUGAGGACAAAGUUCCCGAAGAGUGCACCUCUUCGGGUCCGCUUUCUUGAUUGGAUCUCCGACGUUGGCGCCGACCUCUCUUGUUCAGUUGACCUGGGCUCACCGGAAAAUGUGGCAUCUUCAGCCAGCUCUGACUGGGAGUGCUUGGAGAAGGAGCAGUUGAACAGCUUCGACCUGGCGCUGGCUAGCGAUGUCGUGUAUGAAGAGCACCACGCAGUACUCCUGCCAAAAGUUAUACAGCGUUGGUUGAAGCCAGGAGGUUGCUGGGCCGUCUCCCUUGCCAUUCGAGAUGCAGAUAUGAGCUGUAGGUUUCUGGAGCAGCUGCACGCUCACGGACUAGUCCCCAGUACUGCCGAGCACAUGAUCAUAGAAACCGCGUGCCGAUCAGAUCGAUGCUCCUACUGCUCCUUGCGGGAAGCUUGGCCGGUAGAUACACCACCGCUCGACCGGCUGAGCUGGAAGCUGUGCUCAGGCUUCGCAGCAUCGUCAGAGGUCACGAAGGAGGCGCUAUCGCACACGACCAGAGGUGCCAGCUUCUUAGAUCAUGGUGGGGCAUGGUUGUGGCUGGUGGGCUUGCGAAAGGCUGACAAUAACGACUCCUGGCGCAAGCCCAAGCAGAAGGGAGGCACAGCCAAGGAGAAGGCCGCUCCGCAACCCAAAGAUGCUGCCAAAGCUGCAGAGACUUGGCUGGCGGGUGGGCCCAAGGGCUUGGGUGGCUUGAACGGUGCCGCGGCUAGCUCGCCCGGCAUUGCUCUGGCUAGCAGCAAAGGAGGCCCCGGCACCAACGCUCCUACGUCCCCGUCGAGCACGGCACAGGACGAAGACGAGGACACUGACCUGGCGGGUUUCUCCGGCCUCGCCGAUGCGGCAAACAAGGUGUGGGACGACCUCAUGGCCCGGAAGGGUGGCAUCAAGGGAAAGCAAGACAUGAACUCUCUCUUCGGCCUUGCAGAGCUCAAGGAUGCCGUGGAGCGGUCGGUGAAGCGGGUGAACAUGCUGCAGCAGCAGGCAGAAAGCGCCUCCUCGACUCUCGAGGAGAAACAGACUGCCUUGGAGGAGCUUCGGCGGAAAAUAGAGGCCGGCGCCAGCACUCCGAACGUGCGUUGGAAGCUAGGUGACAUGGCAGUGCGACGGGGCAAAGGCUUCUGUGAACUCAGCAUGGUGCAGAUGGAUGUCCAACCUCCUUGCUUCGAGGUCCGGAUGUCAACAACCGGCACCAUCGUCAGCACGGAGUACGAAAAGCUCGUCCCUCUCACCUCGCAGCAGCAGAUGGCAGCGCGGUCAGCUCUCAAAGAGCUCGAGGAGGCCAAGAAGCGUGUGGCUACGACCGACGAGGGCCUCACACAGGCCCAGGAGGAGCUUCGGCAGCAGCAUCAAAGCCUCACUGAGCAAGUGGAGGUGAAGCUGAAGGAGCCCAUGGCACCACCGGGCCUGCCUGACUUCGGCUACCUCCAGAAAUCGAAUGCGCAGCCGACGAAGGCGGAUGCUGCAGCAUAUCCUGAGGUGAAGGGAAUGAAAGAAGAUCUGCGUAAGCCAGCUGCUGGAGCGGUGGCACGAGAGGCUUCCAAAGAUCAGAGCCGGGCAGAGUCUGGAACAGCGAGUGCAGGGAACACAUUGCCUCGCCAGGCACCAAGUGGGCCGGCAGGGUUUCCAUCCUUCCAAGACCUCGGGAGGAUGCAGAAGGAGGCAGAGGACCGUAGCAAGACCGAAGCCGCUCGCACAGCCUCAUACCCGGCGCCGCAUGCCACUCGAGAGGUCUUCACAAGACCUGAGGGCCUGGAUCGUUCUGGUUCCUUCUCCGCCGGACCUGCGCCCGCCGGCCAGGGCCAGGAUGCUGCCCCUGGCCGCGCUGCGCCGGGCGAGACACCCUACGUUCCGGCCGGCAUGCCUGGUAUUCCCUCCAACUCGGGACCCUCCGGUUCUGGGCCGAAGGUCUCGCUACAGCAGGAGCGAGCAAAGCAAGAGGCGUUUCUGCAGCACCAGGAAGCUCAGCUACACCGAGAGGAGGCCCAGCGGCAACAGCAGCAGGAAGCGCAGCGUCAGCAAGAAGAAGCCGAGAGGAGCCGACGAGAAAGAUACGAGGAGCAACAGCGGAAUCCGGGACAUUCGGACCGGCCAAAGGAGCAAAAGGAUGCAGAACCUCAGCAACCCCCGACCGACUGGGUUCGGUACAAAACCCCAGAUGGGCAAGUGUACUACCACAACGAAAGAACGAAUCACACGGCCUGGUCGCUGCCGCCAGGGGCCACCAGCCGAGAGCCGGUGGCAGCCGGCCAGCAAGGCUCACAGCAAGCGAAGGAGGACGAGCCCUGGGCUGACCUGCGGAAGCAGCAGGAGGAGGAGACACGCAAGCAGCAGCAGGAGUGGCAACAGUGGUACCAGCAGUACACGCAGUGGUACUCCCAGCAGGGAGCUGCAGGAGCUGCCGGUGCCGGAGCCGCAGGUGCGGAGUCCGGAAAACAGAGCAAGUCAGGUGGUCAAAAGCAACAGAAGGGAUCGCAGGGCAGCGAACAAGCCGGCAGCUACGUGCCGCCACGCGGACCAGCACCUCCCAAGCUUGAUGCCGGGUUCGAGGACCAUGCCGUGUACCAGAUCAAGAGCUCCGUUCUCAAGGAGAUGGAGUCAAUGGUCAACCAGGGCUUGGAGGUUGCGAAGAGGAAGAAGGCCUUGAGGUGCCUUCAAUUGCGGUGGCAUCCUGAUAAGAACCCAGACAAGCUGGAGGUUGCCAACAGCAUCUUCCAGUUCAUCGAAGAGACUAAGCCAUGGUUUCUCCAUGAUCCGAAUGCUCAGUAG